CCUCUCCCCCCCCCACCACCACCUCCCCCCCCCCCCAGCCACACCACCGCCACCGCCACCCGGCGCACGCCUGAGCAUCAUCUCCAAUCUCCCGGUAGUCUUUUCCUCCCGGGCCUCGAGGGAGCCCUCCUGUCCGUCCCACCAGGAUCCGUGGCGAGUGGGGGCCGCGGCAGCUGCGUCCCCAUGAGGAGGGGAGGAAGAUGCCGGCUGAGCUGCUGAUGUUGCUGAUAGCCGCCUUCGCCAGCCCCAGCUGCCAGGUGCUGUCGUCACUGCGCAUGGCUGCAAUCCUGGACGACCAGACUGUGUGUGGCCGGGGGGAGCGUCUGGCCCUGGCACUGGCUCGGGAGCAAAUCAACGGGAUCAUCGAGGUCCCAGCCAAGGCCCGAGUGGAAGUAGACAUCUUUGAGCUUCAGCGGGACAGCCAGUACGAGACCACGGACACCAUGUGUCAGAUCCUGCCCAAGGGGGUCGUGUCUGUCCUGGGGCCUUCCUCUAGCCCGGCAUCUGCCUCCACCGUGAGCCAUAUCUGUGGGGAGAAGGAGAUCCCCCACAUCAAGGUGGGUCCUGAGGAGACGCCCCGACUUCAGUACCUCCGCUUCGCCUCUGUCAGCCUGUAUCCCAGUAACGAGGACGUCAGCCUGGCUGUCUCCCGGAUCCUCAAGUCCUUCAACUAUCCCUCGGCCAGCCUCAUCUGUGCCAAGGCUGAGUGCCUGCUGCGAUUGGAAGAACUGGUCCGUGGCUUCCUCAUCUCCAAGGAGACGUUAUCAGUGAGGAUGCUGGAUGACAGCCGGGACCCCACACCAUUGCUCAAGGAGAUCCGAGACGACAAAGUGUCCACCAUCAUCAUCGAUGCCAACGCGUCCAUCUCCCACCUCGUCCUCCGUAAGGCCUCGGAGCUGGGAAUGACCUCGGCGUUUUACAAGUAUAUCCUCACCACCAUGGACUUCCCCAUCCUGCAUCUGGACGGGAUCGUCGAGGACUCUUCCAACAUCCUGGGCUUCUCCAUGUUCAACACCUCCCAUCCGUUCUACCCAGAGUUUGUGCGCAGCCUCAACAUGUCCUGGAGGGAGAACUGCGAAGCCAGCACGUACCCGGGCCCCGCGCUUUCAGCUGCCCUGAUGUUUGAUGCGGUGCACGUGGUGGUGAGCGCCGUCCGGGAGCUGAACCGCAGCCAGGAGAUCGGUGUCAAGCCGCUGGCCUGUACCUCGGCCAACAUUUGGCCUCACGGGACCAGCCUCAUGAACUAUCUGCGCAUGGUAGAGUAUGACGGGCUGACCGGGCGGGUCGAGUUCAACAGCAAAGGCCAGAGGACCAACUACACUCUGCGCAUCCUGGAGAAAUCCCGGCAGGGCCACCGCGAGAUAGGGGUGUGGUACUCCAACCGGACCUUGGCCAUGAACGCCACCACCCUGGACAUCAACCUCUCACAGACGCUGGCCAACAAGACGCUCGUGGUCACGACCAUCCUGGAGAACCCAUAUGUCAUGCGCAGGCCCAACUUCCAGGCGCUGUCGGGGAACGAGCGUUUCGAGGGCUUCUGCGUGGACAUGCUGCGGGAGCUGGCCGAGCUGCUGCGUUUCCGCUACCGCCUGCGCUUGGUGGAGGACGGCCUGUACGGGGCCCCGGAACCCAACGGCUCCUGGACGGGCAUGGUUGGCGAGCUCAUCAACCGGCAGAAGGCAGACCUGGCCGUGGCCGCCUUCACCAUCACAGCCGAACGCGAGAAAGUCAUCGACUUCUCCAAGCCCUUCAUGACGCUGGGGAUCAGCAUCCUGUACCGGGUGCACAUGGGCCGCAAGCCGGGCUACUUCUCCUUCCUGGAUCCCUUCUCCCCCGCGGUAUGGCUCUUCAUGCUCCUAGCCUACCUGGCCGUCAGCUGCGUGCUGUUCCUGGCUGCCAGGCUGAGCCCCUACGAGUGGUACAACCCGCACCCGUGCCUCAGAGCGCGCCCCGACAUCCUGGAGAACCAGUACACGCUGGGCAACAGCCUCUGGUUCCCCGUGGGCGGGUUCAUGCAGCAGGGCUCAGAGAUCAUGCCUCGGGCCCUGUCCACGCGCUGCGUCAGCGGAGUCUGGUGGGCCUUCACCCUCAUCAUCAUCUCCUCCUACACGGCCAAUCUGGCCGCCUUCCUCACGGUGCAGCGCAUGGAGGUACCCGUGGAGUCGGCCGAUGACCUGGCAGAUCAGACCAACAUCGAGUACGGCACCAUCCACGCCGGAUCCACCAUGACCUUCUUCCAGAACUCACGGUACCAGACGUACCAGCGGAUGUGGAACUACAUGCAGUCCAAGCAGCCCAGCGUGUUUGUGAAGAGCACGGAAGAGGGCAUCGCCCGGGUGCUCAACUCCCGCUAUGCCUUCCUGCUGGAGUCCACCAUGAACGAGUACCACCGGCGCCUCAACUGUAACCUCACCCAGAUCGGGGGGCUCCUCGACACCAAGGGCUACGGCAUUGGCAUGCCGCUGGGCUCCCCGUUCCGCGAUGAGAUCACCCUGGCCAUCCUGCAGCUGCAGGAGAACAACCGGCUGGAGAUCCUGAAACGCAAGUGGUGGGAGGGCGGCCGCUGCCCCAAGGAGGAAGACCACCGAGCUAAAGGCUUGGGCAUGGAGAACAUCGGAGGCAUUUUUGUCGUGCUCAUCUGUGGCCUCAUCAUCGCUGUCUUCAUGGCGGUCAUGGAAUUCAUCUGGUCCACGCGGAGGUCAGCAGAGUCCGAGGAGGCCCCUUAG
This is a messenger RNA of Jaculus jaculus (lesser Egyptian jerboa), 2726 nucleotides long. It is a transcript of the gene Grik5, whose product is annotated as glutamate ionotropic receptor kainate type subunit 5. The record is from RefSeq and is a predicted model, not a curated record. Gene Ontology annotation, biological process: monoatomic ion transport; modulation of chemical synaptic transmission; synaptic transmission, glutamatergic. Gene Ontology annotation, cellular component: kainate selective glutamate receptor complex; postsynaptic membrane; presynaptic membrane. Lineage: Eukaryota; Metazoa; Chordata; Mammalia; Rodentia; Dipodidae. The transcript is spliced from 20 exons. The coding region runs from base 201 to 2726 and encodes 841 amino acids. Gene Ontology annotation, molecular function: transmitter-gated monoatomic ion channel activity involved in regulation of postsynaptic membrane potential; kainate selective glutamate receptor activity.